CAAUUUAGGAGUAUGUCUAGGUGGGUAAGCCAGAAAUAUGGAAAGCUAGGGAGAGCUUAAGUGGUCUAUGACUGAUGGGCCAAUCUUCCUUUAUUCCCUUUCAGAUGUCACAGUGGAUCCUUUGCCUCUGGGGCCCAUGAAGGGGAGAAUAGGAUCUUCUGGCUGGUGGGAACUAGCCUAAGACAGUAAGCAGCCAUGGAUAUGGCAUACGAGCUACUCAAUGGGAGCCAAGCGUGGCUGUCCUCCUCGUUGGACCUCAAUGGUUCAGUGGUGGCAGCCAAUGGCUCCAACCAAACAGAGCCGUACUAUGACCUGACCAGCAAUGCAGUCCUCACAUUCAUAUAUUUUGUGGUCUGCAUCAUUGGGUUGUGUGGCAACACGCUCGUCAUUUAUGUCAUCCUCCGCUAUGCCAAGAUGAAAACCAUCACCAACAUUUACAUCCUCAACCUGGCCAUCGCGGAUGAGCUCUUCAUGCUGGGCCUGCCCUUUUUGGCCAUGCAGGUGGCUCUGGUCCACUGGCCCUUUGGCAAGGCCAUCUGCCGGGUGGUCAUGACUGUGGAUGGCAUCAAUCAGUUCACCAGCAUUUUCUGCUUGACAGUCAUGAGCAUUGACCGCUACCUGGCCGUGGUCCACCCCAUCAAGUCGGCCAAGUGGAGGAGACCCCGGACAGCCAAGAUGAUCAACGUGGCUGUGUGGGGAGUCUCUCUGCUGGUCAUCUUGCCUAUCAUGAUAUAUGCCGGUCUUCGGAGCAACCAGUCAGGGAGAAGCAGCUGCACCAUCAACUGGCCAGGUGAAUCUGGGGCAUGGUACACAGGGUUCAUUAUCUAUACCUUCAUCUUGGGGUUCCUGGUACCCCUUACCAUCAUUUGUCUUUGCUACCUGUUCAUUAUCAUCAAGGUCAAGUCCUCUGGAAUCCGAGUGGGUUCCUCCAAGAGGAAAAAGUCAGAGAAGAAGGUCACACGGAUGGUGUCCAUAGUGGUGGCUGUCUUCAUUUUCUGCUGGCUCCCCUUCUACAUCUUUAAUGUCUCAUCGGUUUCUGUGGCCAUCAGUCCCACUCCAGCCCUCAAAGGCAUGUUUGACUUUGUGGUGGUCCUCACCUAUGCUAAUAGCUGUGCCAACCCCAUCCUAUAUGCCUUCUUGUCUGACAACUUCAAGAAGAGCUUCCAGAAUGUCCUCUGCUUGGUCAAGGUGAGCGGCACAGAUGAUGGGGAACGGAGUGACAGUAAGCAGGACAAAUCCCGGCUGAAUGAGACCACGGAGACCCAGAGGACCCUCCUCAAUGGAGAUCCCCAGACCAGUAUCUGAACCACCUGAAAAACAAAAAACACCAAGCUCUGCCUACUGGCAGUGUGUUCCCUACCCCCGCCCCAUUCCGUCCUCCCACCCAUCACACCUGGCUUCUAGAAUAGGGAAUUGCUCAGCAUGAGGCCAAUUCAGAAACCAGUGUUUGAGUCGGCUUGUCUGAGUGAACGGUAGUGUAUUAAAUUGAUUACCUUCCCCUGAAAGUGAACAUUUAAAGGCAGGCAAACAAUUUAAGGUCUGGAGAAGGGGAGAUCACACCUGAGUGGGGUCUUUGGAACUGUCAGGCUCCACGAAAAUAGCAAAAUGUAUCUGUGUGUUUGAGUGUUUAAUGCCUACUAUGUAAUCUUCUGUUCUUACAUUUAGACUUGUAUAUUAACUCUUCAGUCCCUGUACAGCUAUUACCUACAUUUCCUGUGCUCCUGUGCACAAGUAGCUAAUUUAAGUGUGUGAAGUAUAGGUGGACAUUUCUUACAAUAUGGUACCUGCUAAAAUGGACUUACCAUGAAGCCCAUAAAAUGUAAGCUUCAGGGCUCUCUCGCACAGCACCUUCCAAGGCCUGGGAGGAACU
This is a messenger RNA of Loxodonta africana (African savanna elephant), 1870 nucleotides long. RefSeq names its product somatostatin receptor 2 (gene SSTR2). Gene Ontology annotation, cellular component: neuron projection; plasma membrane. The transcript has a single exon. The record is from RefSeq and is a predicted model, not a curated record. Gene Ontology annotation, biological process: cellular response to glucocorticoid stimulus; cellular response to estradiol stimulus; neuropeptide signaling pathway. The coding region runs from base 196 to 1305 and encodes 369 amino acids. Gene Ontology annotation, molecular function: neuropeptide binding; somatostatin receptor activity. Lineage: Eukaryota; Metazoa; Chordata; Mammalia; Proboscidea; Elephantidae.